Molecule: messenger RNA, 1491 nt
Organism: Colletotrichum orchidophilum
Lineage: Eukaryota; Fungi; Ascomycota; Sordariomycetes; Glomerellales; Glomerellaceae
Product: major facilitator superfamily transporter
Exons: 4
Coding region: 1-1491 (496 amino acids)
Biological process (GO): transmembrane transport
Cellular component (GO): plasma membrane
Molecular function (GO): transmembrane transporter activity
Source: RefSeq, a predicted model, not a curated record
AUGCAGUAUGAAAAGGAGAACAAGACCGCAGAGUCACCAACGCGCUCACUCGAGCAUGCGACUGACCUGGACCGACCAGUCUACGGCGAUGAUGUCCCCAUCGAGUGUCCUCCUCACACAACAGAGUCGAAGCUGAUCACCAAGAUCGACCUCCGCGUCAUCCCAUUCCUGUGUGUCAUGUACCUUCUGGCCUUCCUCGAUCGCGUAAACAUCGCCAAUGCCAAUGUGUUCGGACUAUCAAAAGAGCUCGAGCUGGACGGCACAUUGUACAACAACGCGCUCGUAGUCUUCUUCGUGCCCUACAUCCUCCUCGAAAUUCCCUCCAAUAUCCUCCUCAAGAAGUUCAAGCCUCAUGUCUGGCUCAGCAUCAACAUGUUCGGCUUCGGCCUCGUCACCAUGCUCCAGGGCUUCGUACAGAACUACGCCGGUCUCUGCACGACGCGAUUCUUCCUUGGCGUCUUUGAGACGGGCAUGUUUCCGGGAGCAUUCUACCUCAUCGGCAUGUGGUACCGUCGCCACGAAGCCCAGCGCCGCUACUCCUUCUUCUUCAAUAGCACCACCCUCGCCGGCGCAUUCGGCGGUCUCCUGGCGGCCGCGAUCGGGAAAAUGAGCGGCGUCCGCGGCUACUCCGGCUGGCGCUGGAUCUUCAUUCUCGAGGGUCUCCUGACCGUCAUCGUCAGCGUCUUCUUCUUCUUCUGGCUUCCCGACUUCCCCGAGGACGUGAAAUGGCUCAGCAAAGACGAGAAGGCCUUUGUCUCGGCCCGCUUGCGCGCGGACCAGGGCCGCUCUGCCGCCGAGCGCAAGAUCACAUUCCGCGACGUCGGAGGCAUCUUCAAGGACUACAAGGUCAUUGUCGGCGGCUUCAUGUACUUUGGUCUCAUUGUCCCAGCGUAUGGGUAUGCCUACUUCGCACCCGGCAUCAUCCAGACCUUGGGAUACGACAGCAUCCAGACGCAGCUGCACAGUGUGCCGCCUUGGGUUGUGGCUUUCGGUUUCUCGAUGAUUGUCGCCUUCAUCUCAGAUAAGACGCGUCACAGGUUCGUGUUCGCAAUCGUUGCCAUUUGUGUGGCCAUUGCUGGGUUUGCAAUCUUGAUUUCCGUCCACAACAACACGUCUGUCCAGUACGCGGCGCUGUUCCUUGUGGCGAUGGGCGCUUAUACAGCGAUGCCGAUUAUUGUUUGCUGGUUCAACAUGAACCUUGGUGGCCAUCACCGACGUUCGAUUGGAAGUGCAUGGCAGGUUGGCUUCGGCAACAUUGGCGGUAUCAUCGCUGUGUUUGCGUUUUUGAAGAAGGAUGCGCCAAAGUACAUCCCUGGCUACAGCAUCAGCAUCGCUUUCGUUAUCCUGAGCGGUCUUGCAUGUUUAGUCUACGCCAUUGGCUGCUGGUCUGCAAACAGGCAUAGAGAUCGCACUGCGACCGAGUCUACGUUGACGGAAGACGAGAAGAUGGAGCUGGGAGAUAUGUCUCCUGAUUACAGAUAUCUUUUGUAA